Scophthalmus maximus (turbot) is the source of this 2619-nucleotide messenger RNA. RefSeq names its product radixin-like. Gene Ontology annotation, cellular component: apical part of cell; plasma membrane; microvillus. The record is from RefSeq and is a predicted model, not a curated record. The transcript has 15 exons. NCBI's taxonomy places the organism in Eukaryota, Metazoa, Chordata, Actinopteri, Pleuronectiformes, Scophthalmidae. Gene Ontology annotation, biological process: positive regulation of protein localization to early endosome; regulation of cell shape; regulation of organelle assembly. Gene Ontology annotation, molecular function: actin binding; cell adhesion molecule binding. The coding region runs from base 314 to 2035 and encodes 573 amino acids.
CAGCCAUAUUGACUCGUCUGCACCUCGUCUCCGGCCGCAGGGAGCCUGGCUGGCGGAGGAGGAGGAGGAGCAGCGCGGCACAUAUACGCACCGUGUCCGGUAAACGGCGCAGAGCAGAGCACAGGACGGGAAGGCUGAGACGCACUAUUUAUACUCGGUCGUGGAUAUAUAAAGUAGUGCUGCCCGCUGGAGGAGGAGGGGGGGUCAUCCUCCGCGCGUUAGAGGCGCCGGUGCCCCGGAGGGAGGCAGGAAGACGGAGGACGACUUCUUUGCGGUUUCUCAGACACAGGGGACGGGCGGAGAGCGGAGGACGAUGCCCAAACCGGUCAACGUGCGCGUCACCACCAUGGACGCGGAGCUGGAGUUUGCCAUCCAGCCCAACACCACAGGCAAACAGCUCUUCGACCAGGUGGUGAAGACGGUGGGUUUGAGGGAGGUCUGGUUCUUCGGCCUCCAGUACACCGACAGUAAAGGCUACGUGACGUGGCUCAAACUCAACAAGAAGGUGACCCAGCAGGACGUGAAGAAGGAGAACCCGCUGCAGUUCAAGUUCCGAGCGAAGUUCUUCCCGGAGGACGUGUCCGAGGAGCUGAUCCAGGAGAUCACGCAGAGGCUCUUCUUCCUGCAGGUGAAGGAGGCCAUCCUGAACGACGACAACUACUGCCCGCCGGAGACCGCCGUGCUGCUGGCCUCGUACGCCGUCCAGGCCAAGUACGGCGACCACAGCCAAGACGCCCACAAGCCCGGCUACCUGGCCUCCGACCGGCUCCUGCCACAGAGAGUUCUGGAGCAACACAAGCUGACAAAGGAACAGUGGGAGGACAGAAUACAGACGUGGCACGAGGAACACAGGAGCAUGCUCAGGGAGGACGCAAUGAUGGAGUAUCUGAAGAUCGCUCAGGACCUGGAGAUGUACGGCGUCAACUACUUUGAAAUCAAAAACAAGAAGGGCACGGAGCUGUGGCUCGGGGUCGACGCCCUGGGGCUCAACAUCUACGAGCAUGAAGACAAGUUGACGCCAAAGAUCGGCUUCCCCUGGAGCGAGAUCAGAAACAUCUCCUUCAACGACAAGAAGUUCGUCAUCAAGCCCAUCGACAAGAAAGCUCCGGAUUUUGUGUUUUACGCCCCUCGGUUGCGCAUCAACAAGCGCAUCCUGGCGCUGUGUAUGGGAAACCACGAGCUGUACAUGCGGAGGAGGAAGCCCGACACCAUCGAGGUGCAGCAGAUGAAGGCGCAGGCCCGAGAGGAGAAGCACCACAAACAGAUGGAGAGAGCGCAGCUGGAGAACGAGAAGAAGAAGCGCGAGCACGCGGAGAAGGAGAAGGAGCGGAUAGAGCGAGAGAAGGACGAGCUGAUGGAGAGGCUGCGGCAGAUCGAGGAGCAGACGCACAGAGCUCAGAGAGAGCUGGAGGAGCAGACCCGCAGGGCGCUGGAGCUGGAGCAGGAGAGGAAGUGGGCGAAGGAGGAGGCGGAGCGUCUGGAGAGGGAGAAGCAGGCGGCCGAGGAGGCCAAGGCGUCGCUGGCCCGGCGGGCCGCCGACCAGAUGAAGAACCACGAACAGCUGGCUGCUGAACUAGCGGAGUUCACCGCCAAAAUCGCCCUGCUGGAGGAGGCCAAGAGGAAAAAAGAAGACGAGGCGACAGAGUGGCAACACAAAGCCCUGUCGGCACAGGAGGACCUGGAGAAGACGCGGGAGGAGCUGAAGACGGCCGUCAUGACCCCGCCGGCGCCCCCCGACGACGACGAGCAGGACGGAGCGGACGCCCAGGCGAGCGCCGAGCUGCUCAGCGACGGCGGCGUCAGGCGCCGCAGCGAAGAGGAGCGCGUCACCGAGGCGCAGAAGAACGAGCGCGUCAAGAAACAGCUGCAGGCCCUGAGUUCAGAGUUGGCCGAGGCCCGCGACGACACAAAGAAAACGCAGAACGACCUGCUGCACGCCGAAAACGUCCGGGCGGGAAGGGACAAGUACAAAACCCUGCGGCAGAUCCGCCAGGGCAACACCAAGCAGCGCAUCGACGAGUUCGAGUCCAUGUGAGCCGCCGCGAAGGACGUCGACGCCGGGCUGACACAGCGACGACGACGAAGAGGGGGCGGUUUGUCUCGUUGCCAUGCCAACCACUCUCCUCCUCCUGCUCCGGCUCCUGUCAGGAGAGAGACCAGCUGACCGGCUUCUGUAGCUUCAGCCUCGCCAAAGCUCUGCCGAGCAGCGGUUAGCCAAUCACAGCGCUACCUGCUUUUUAGAGCUCCGCCCCCCCCCCAAAACCCAACCCCCUCAACAAAGCACAUGUCUUUUAAUCUGUUUGGAAAAAUAGAAAGCAAAACAUAUUCUGUCCCACAUGAGCUCCUCCCUUUUUACAGUACUGACCAUGUCAACGCCCGCAUGUACAGUACGAUGAAUAAACAGCAACAGGGCCGUGAGUUGAAAGUGGGAACCGGACGGAAUUAGCUUUUUACUCAACAAAAUAAAAAUGGGCCAUCUGUAGCUUUCUCUGACGUUGCUUUGGCACACUUGUCCAUAAAGCUUUAAUAUCUGUACCUUACUUUGACUUCUUCUUUGUCAUCAGUCGAACAAUUUCAAUAAUUUGUUUAAAAAAUGAAAUAAGAAAACGCUUUAUUCUU